Molecule: messenger RNA, 233 nt
Organism: Racocetra persica
Lineage: Eukaryota; Fungi; Glomeromycota; Glomeromycetes; Diversisporales; Gigasporaceae
Source: the annotation of a GenBank genome assembly
UGUUCAACAAAGAAUGAUGUCUGAAAACGAAUAUCCGUUAAAAACAACGUUUGACAUUUCAGGAAACUUAACAGAAACACUGUGGUUUCCAGCUGACAAACAAGUCAAAAAAUCAUCUGGAAAUAAUUUGAUUUUUUUUAUGAUACCUGGUAAUCCUGGUGUUAUCGAUUAUUAUACCGAUUUUUUAAUGACGAUUUAUGAAGAACAUGAUAAGCUAAUUGAUGUAAUUGGAG